UCCCUGUCUCUCUAGCAAUCUGAAGGGCGACUUGUGCGCACAACUUGCGUGUAAAUCGAGUUGCGCUGGUCCUCGGAGUCUACUCCCUACCGAGCACCCGCGGCCUUCGAUUGGGGGCCCAAACGCGGGGCGUAGCGGGCCCGAUCAGCGCUCGGAACCGAGACUCAACGUUCAGACAUGCGUACGUGCGUAUGCGAGGCUGAUAGCUGCCUACGCGCGGUCGGCGGUGCUGCGGUGUAGGGCCGAUAUGAGGUGUGGGAAUGGGGCCAAAGUUGUGGGUAGGGUAGAAGUAUAUAAGAAGGGGGGAUUGAAGCAGUAAGAAAGCAUCACGACUCCAGGCAUUUAGUCUACUAUCACCAUCUAGAACUUCAUUUUCGGACUCCCAUCCGUUCAACAACUACCAAAACUCUACUUGACACAGAGAAACAAUGGCAUCCUCAACACCCUUCCUUACCGCCAUCGCCUCUCGCCGCUCCGUCUACGCUCUUUCAAAAGAAACGCCCAUCCCUAACACACGCAUUCUCGAGCUCGUCACCGAAGCGCUCAAACAUGCGCCCUCGCCUUUCAACGUGCGUAGCACGCGCGCGAUCGUGCUGUUUGGCGCUGAGCAUGAGGCGCUCUGGGAGCACGCGUACAAAGUGACGGAGGAGAGCACCCCCGCUGCGAUGGGAAUCCUGGGACCAAAGAUCAAGGGUUUCGUGGCCGCCAAGGGGACGGUCCUCUUUUUCGAUGAUCCCUCUGCAUAUUCCCUCCUCCCCCCACGCUUCCAAGCCCACGCAAAGCUGUAUCCCGAUUGGGAGGAGCAUUCCUCGGGUAUGAAUCAGUUGAUUGUGUGGACGGCGCUGGCGGCUGAGGGCGUAGGCGCGAAUCUGCAGCACUACCAGCCGGGGAUUACGCCGUAUUUGCAAGAAAAGUACAGGGUGGAUAAGAGCUGGCGGUUGAAGGCGCAGAUGGUGUUUGGGGGUGUGGUAGGGGAGGUGCCGGGAGAGAAGGAGAAGACGCAUUUGGAGAAGAGUUUGAUGGUGUAUGGGCAGUAAAAGGGUGGUUUGACGAUCGUCGUGGUUGUGGUAAUGGUGAUGAGUCGGGGUAUCGGGAUAUUCAGAGCCGGUGAAAGACCGCCGUGUGUUACCUCUAAGCCGUCAGCGUUAUCGUAUCGAGAUGUACUUCUUCGAAAAUCGAGACAUUCGUCAC
Molecule: messenger RNA, 1191 nt
Organism: Paraphaeosphaeria sporulosa
Lineage: Eukaryota; Fungi; Ascomycota; Dothideomycetes; Pleosporales; Didymosphaeriaceae
Product: Nitroreductase
Exons: 2
Coding region: 429-1037 (202 amino acids)
Biological process (GO): cellular response to oxidative stress
Source: RefSeq, a predicted model, not a curated record